Molecule: messenger RNA, 881 nt
Organism: Rhagoletis zephyria (snowberry fruit fly)
Lineage: Eukaryota; Metazoa; Arthropoda; Insecta; Diptera; Tephritidae
Product: protein Optix-like
Biological process (GO): regulation of transcription by RNA polymerase II
Cellular component (GO): transcription regulator complex; nucleus
Molecular function (GO): DNA-binding transcription factor activity, RNA polymerase II-specific; RNA polymerase II cis-regulatory region sequence-specific DNA binding
Source: RefSeq, a predicted model, not a curated record
UCCACGUCUCAAUCACCAAUACGGCAUCGUCUUCGUGGUCGUUGCUGUUGUCGGCUUGGUAGUUAGCUCAGUUACAGGCCAUUAUUUGAUUUUGUUUGUUGACGGGCGCGACAACGACUAUUUGAGUGCUCGAUCCCAGCUCCGCCGACACGAAAACCCAAACGAGUUUGGUGAAAACGGGUCCGAUAAUUUACAAGCAGGCGUCGCCGCAGCUGCAACUGCUACAACUAUAACAACAACACCGACAGCUGCUGCAUUGGCAGCAUCGGUUGCGAUACAACGGUAGCAGUGGCACCACCAGUGACAGUGGCUAUCACAAUCGCAGAAGCGGUGGCAGUUAAUUGGCAUUCGCCUACUUGCAAAGCUUAUCUACGCGUAGACGCGCAAUAACCCCGUCGCAAAAGUGGCACCGAUCAUCGGCAGUGUUGUGUAGUGUAUAAACCGCGGCCUCAUCAAUGUCCUAUCCGGUUCCGGAAUCAUUUGCUAGUCAUAUACGACAUAUGGGAAAGGCUUGAACGGUGGCCAAUAGUGCCUGGUAGCCUAACGGUAAUGUGUUAUUAGUAUGCGAAUUAGUUCACAGUGGAUUCAACGAAUAAAAUGGCCGUUGGACCGACGGAGGGCAAGCAACCUCCCACAGAAACAUUUUCGCCUACACAUCAGAUUAUAGCACCCAGUCCCAUAUUGGCAGUGCCGACGCUCGCCUUCUCCGCCGCACAAGUGGAAAUUGUCUGCAAAACGCUGGAGGAUUCCGGGGACAUAGAGCGUUUAGCGCGCUUCCUCUGGAGUCUACCGGUGGCCUUGCCGAAUAUGCACGAGAUAUUAAAUUGUGAAGCAGUACUCAGAGCGCGAGCGGUUGUCGCCUAUCAUGUCGGAAAUUUCAG